This is a messenger RNA of Laetiporus sulphureus 93-53, 1841 nucleotides long. RefSeq names its product glycosyltransferase family 1 protein. The record is from RefSeq and is a predicted model, not a curated record. The coding region runs from base 75 to 1631 and encodes 518 amino acids. The transcript has 12 exons. Gene Ontology annotation, molecular function: UDP-glycosyltransferase activity. NCBI's taxonomy places the organism in Eukaryota, Fungi, Basidiomycota, Agaricomycetes, Polyporales, Laetiporaceae.
GCGACUGAAUCUCAGGGCAAUAUCAAUUUGGUUUUUGUAACGACAUCGCCUGUCCUCACAAGCACACCUCUGCGAUGGGGAUAUCUUGGAGCCUACAUGCCAAGCAGUAUCAUGUCGUUCUCUUCGGAUACGAAGCGUGGGGACAUACACGACCGUUGUGCAACCUCGCAGCCCGUCUCGCGCAGUCGCGACCAAUAUAUGUGACGUUAUUCACAAUUACGACAAUCCAUGACCGUGUGCGCGACGAGCUUUUCAGAUCCUUUGACGCGGACGAGGGGCACCUUCUUGACCGAGUCAGGGUCAUUUCUCUUACACACAACAGCGCGAACGCACAAGAUAGAAGCAUACUUGAGGACUCCUUCGCAACUGCCUUCGAGAAGCUUGCGAAGGAGGAGGCUGUCCAGUGCGUCCAUACUGGCGUGAGCUAUGACCCAGUCCGUGCGCCUGAUGCUCUCGUGGUAGAUUUCGAUGGCCGUACCGCUAUGGAACAUGCACGUAGAGUCGGCAAGAAGGAUUUCAAAGUCUUCGCUUGGCAUGCCGGCUCUGCGUCUCUUGUGUUCCGCUUCUGGGGCCCCAAGCAAGUGGGAUGGAUCGGCGAUCUACGUGAAAGGAGUGAGUACGAAGCAGAGUGCUCGGGCAUCAAAGUGGAAGAGGCUGCUGGUGAGAUUUUGCUGGGUCACACCGGCUGCGUCGUGUACAUACCAGGGUUGCCGCCUAUGUACGACCAUGAAGUCCAGCCACAACGUGCUCUGGGAUCCAAAGGUCAAUUAGGAGGAGUGAUGCUGGGUGCGCACGACGUAUACAAUGAGUGCGACGGAAUGUUGCUCGCUACCCCGGAAUGUUAUGAGCCGGAGACGGUCGCAGCCUUAAAGAAUUGGUUCGCAGAAUCCUCUCGCAAGGUCUUUCCAUGCGGGCCGCUGGUUCCCUACGGAGAACAGGCAACCUCACAGCAGAAGGAGCGGUCAGUCCAUAUACAGGAAUUCAUGAAUGGGAUAUUGAAGAAGCGUGGCGAGCGUACGCUCGUUUUUAUAUCCUUUGGGUCUAUGUAUUGGCCGCAGGAGGACGAUCAACUGUCUGCAUUCUUGGACGUGAUGAUCGAACUUGGAAUACCAUUCAUCUUGAACCAUGCAUCAGCCUAUUUGUCUAUCUCUGACAGCAUUGCACAGAAGGUCGAGGGGUAUGAAGAUGCCAUAUUGACCCGCUGGUCGCCUCAACAGCUUAUCUUACGUCACCCAGCAAUGGCCUGGUUCAUUACACACGGCGGACAGAGUAGCGUGAUUGAGUCGAUCAGUGAAGGCAUACCAAUGAUAUGUUGGCCAUUCGCAUUCGACCAGCCUCUGAACGCUGCCCACAUUACCGUCAAUCUCGACAUUGGCUACGAGCUUUUCCAAAUACGCAACGGACCAGGCCUGGGGCUCGUGCAUCGUCUGGGCAAGGCGCCCGAGGGAAGCGUCGAGGCUGUUCGUACCGAAGCACAGGACGUCCUGACGAGGGCGUUCGGAGAAGACGGCGCCCGCAAGCGUGCGAAUGUGUUGAAGCUGAAGCACAGGAUGGUGGGACAGCCGCGGUCGAAGCAUCAUCCGUCGAGGCGGGCUAUCGACGCGUUCCUUGAUUCGUUGGACAGCACGUAGACGUAUCUUGCUGUUUCUAACUUGUUGAUCAGCUACUUUAUGGAUAAUCGCACGAGGCAGUGUCAUUUAGUAACGCAUGCAGUCAAUCUUUUGUAUGACAUCAGGAAACCUCGCACCGAUUCGUGGCUCAAGGCCUCCUUUUUGACUUUUUCUGUAUGGUUUUGGCUUGUAGAAGUCAACAAGUACACUGAUUGAGGGGAAAAAACUGUC